AUAUAUAAAUAUAGAUCCAUCGAUUGAUCAAUACACACACCUUCAGAUUUAAACAACGAUCACUUUUGAACAGUCGAUUUGAGAUCUUUCUGAAUCGUACAUCCUGAUCAUGGCCGAAAACGAUGGUGCUGUUACUACUGAACGGGAGGUGGUUCAGAGCGAAGAAGAGACUUUGAAGUACCUGCAAUUUGUGCAAGUGGCAUUGCUCCAUGCAGUUCUUUAYGCAUCAAGGGUCUAUGGUUUUGCUAAGCAAAACUCUGGCCCCCUCAAACCUGGYGUGGAGACAAUUGAGGGUGCUCUCAAGACUGUUGUGGCCCCKGCAUAUGAUAAGUUCCAUGGUGUCCCUGUUGAGGUCCUCAAGUUUGUUGAUCGUAAGGUUGAUGAAUCUGUCACCAAAUUCGACGGUCGGGUACCCCCUUUUGUGAAGCAGGUAUCAACUAAAACCAAAAGCCUGUCGAACUCUGGUGUGGUGGAAACUGCAUCUGGGCUUGCAAAAAGUGCGUACACGAAGCUAGAACCGACUGCCAAAGGACUGUAUACAAARUACGAACCGGUGGCUGAGCAAUAUGCUGCUUCGGCUUGGCACUCACUUAACCAACUCCCACUCUUCCCUAAGGUGGCYAAGGUGGUUGUACCAACAGCUGCUUACUGUUCUGGAAAGUACAACCAAACAGUGCAGCAAACAGCAGAGAAAGGAUACAAAGUUUCUUCAUACCUACCAUUGGUGCCUACUGAAAGGAUUGCUAAGGUGUUCAACUCGGCUGAACCACAAUCAGAAGCGGUGGCUCCCAGUGGAGGGGAUGCAGCCAUGGUGGCUCAUUGAUGGUUGGUUUAUGAUGAAAGAUGGAAAUAUUUGUUUUGCAUUUAUGUCUUGGAAGUCGUAUGACAUUUUUAUGAAAGUUUGUUAUGUUGAAAUGGAUCCUCUUGUGAUAUGUACAGUUUAAGGUUUGAUAAUAUGGUGUGAUUAAUUUAUGUGGAUGAACAUUUUUAGAACCA
This is a messenger RNA of Cynara cardunculus var. scolymus (artichoke), 996 nucleotides long. RefSeq names its product REF/SRPP-like protein At3g05500. The transcript has 3 exons. The record is from RefSeq and is a predicted model, not a curated record. The coding region runs from base 110 to 823 and encodes 237 amino acids. NCBI's taxonomy places the organism in Eukaryota, Viridiplantae, Streptophyta, Magnoliopsida, Asterales, Asteraceae.